CACAACACAGCCCACCCAAUCACGCCUUGGCGCAUGUCCGUUUCCGUACUCCCUUCAUGACGUAGUUUAGCUGCGACGGCCCAUGCUGUAGCUUCUGCGAAUUGCGAUAGACCAGUUGCAUAUUGACGGUGGAAGUACUCAUGCUAGAAUGUCCCUGUUUGUUAUCAACAGAUACCUUGGAGAUGAGGUGACUACAUCUGAAGAUCGUUCCAAAGCCCUGUUACAGAAAUUGCAUGAACAGGCUAAGGAUAGGCAGCAACAGAGACAGCACCCAAAAGCGAAGGCUUCUCCAAAAGAUGACCAUGUCGAAGAAACAAACACAAAACCCAGCAUAAAUGAAACCCUAAGGAAAACUAAAAAAAGAAAGAAAAAACAAGAGGAGGAAGAAGAAGGUGAAUUGAAGAGUCCUAGUGAUGAGAAUGAACAGGACAGUGGGCAACAGGAAGCUACAUGUAUUAAAGAAAAAAAACAGACCAAGAAGAAGAAGAAGCUUAUAGCGGAGGAAUGCAAUGAAGUCAUAGAGCACAUAUCUAAAAAUAAUGAAGGCAGCAUGGCAGAGGAACCUGGUGGGGCAAAAGUAACCUCAUCAGACCCUAGUUCCAUUCUCCUUGGGGGGUUUGAACCCAAGUCUGUAGAGAAGGUUUUGCCAGUUCUGCCGCAAUGGCUGGCUCAGCCAAGUCUAGUACAGAAGAAUAUUAAACAGAACUUAGUUCCCAUUCAUGAUAUCCAUUGUUUGCACCCUAAAGUGCUGAAAAAGCUAGAAGCCAAUAAGGUGAAAUAUCUUUUUCCAGUUCAGGCUGAAGUUAUCCCCGCCAUUCUGGACAGCACCUGCCAUGGUUUCUUAUUGGGUAAGGGUGGAUACCGUCCCAGUGAUGUUUGUGUAUCUGCACCUACAGGAAGUGGAAAGACCUUGGCAUUUGUUAUCCCUAUAGUUCAGGCUCUGCUACAGCGAGUAGUGUGUGAAGUGAGAGCACUUGUUGUGUUGCCUACCAAAGAGCUGGCCCAGCAGGUCUGUAAGGUAUUUAACACUUACGUGGAUGGUAUGGGACUGAAAGUGGUAAUGGUAACAGGGCAGAAAUCUUUCCUUAAAGAGCAGGAAUCUCUUAUACACAAAACAGCAUUUGGCUUUUGCAGCCUGGCAGAUAUUCUUGUGUGCACCCCAGGAAGGCUUGUAGAUCAUAUUCAGCAAACAGAAGGCUUUAACCUGAGACACCUUCGGUUCUUGGUUAUAGAUGAAGCAGAUCGAAUGAUUGACAGCAUGAAUCAGGAUUGGCUCAGUCAUGUUACCAAAGCAGUGUUUCAAGUGGUGGCUGAUUCCCCCAAUAUGCUUUUUACCAGGAAAGAGCCUGGAAUACUCACAGCAGCCAGCUCCUGCCUUCCCCAGACUCCUCUACAGAAACUGCUCUUCUCAGCCACUCUAACCCAGAACCCGGAGAAACUAAAACAGCUGGGCCUGUAUCAACCCAGGCUCUUCACCUCCAAGCAAAAGGGAACGUCAGAUGAUUCCUCUGAAACACAAAUGGAAUCAAGUACAUCAGGGAAUUUUUCCCUUCCAGAGGGACUUACGCAUUAUUAUAUUCCCUGCAACCUCAAUUCAAAGCCUCUUAUCCUUCUGCACUUCCUCUUGUCUCUUCGUUUCUCCCGUGUCCUUUGUUUCACAAACUCAAGGGAUGCCUCCCACCGCCUAUAUCUGCUGGUCCGCAGCUUUGGAGGAAUCAGUGUGGCAGAAUUUUCCUCUCGCCUUAGUCCAGGGGAGAGGAAGAAGACCCUGAAGGAAUUUGAGCAGGGGAAAGUUCAGCUGUUGAUCAGCACCGAUGCAACAGCUAGAGGAAUUGAUAUCAAGGGAGUCAAAUGUGUGAUAAACUAUGAUGCGCCACAGUUCAUUCGGACAUAUGUUCAUAGGGUGGGUCGAACAGCUCGUGCAGGGAAAGCUGGCCUAGCAUUCACAAUGCUGCUGAAAGUGCAGGAAAACCCCUAUUUCAGUAUGUUGAGGGAUGCGGGCGCCCCAGAAAUGCAAAAGCAACUGGUGAAGAGUGAGAAUCUGAAGCAAUAUGAGCAGCGAUACGAAGAGGCUCUGAUUGAGUUACAGCGAGCAGUCAAGAAUGAGAGAGCUCAGAAGAGAUCCUAAGACUUGGAAUAGCUCUAUGACAUAAAACUCCUCUUCCUCUUGGAGAAAGCUAGCUGCUGACUGUCCUGGAUUCACUGACCCUAUAGUCCAGGGAUCCCCAACCUUUUAUACCCGUGAGCCACAUUCAAAUGGAAAAAUUUAUGGAGAGCAACACAAGCAUGGAAAAACAUUCUGAAGCUGUCAAUUAGAGCUAUAAUUGGCUAUUUGAUAGCCCCUGUGUUGACUGACAGCCUACAGAAGGCUUUGUUGGGCAAUUACACUGGGCUUUUAUGAAACCAAAGCUUGCCUCCUAACCAGAAAUUGAAAAACGAGCAACUGCUUUGAGGCCACUGGGAGCAACAUCCAAGGGGUUGGGGAGCAACAUGUUGCCCCUGAGCCACUGGUUGGGGAUCACUGCUAUAGUCAGUAGUGCUGGAGCUAAGCUGCCAACACCCCUAUAGACCUGUUCAGCUACCAGGCCCUAAAUCAUUCAGCCAGUUAACAAGUAUUGCUCCUGGUGAGCUUGUCCUUUUUGUAUUUGCCUUCAUCCAGAGCCAAGUAGGGUGUCACAAGUCCCAGAAAAAUGGGAAUCCAGGUGACUGAAGGAGUUUGCGUAAGCAAAUAAAUACAUUUUUAUUUAUUUAAACUG
Messenger RNA from Xenopus tropicalis (tropical clawed frog), 2756 nucleotides. It is a transcript of the gene ddx51, whose product is annotated as DEAD-box helicase 51. The transcript is spliced from 15 exons. Gene Ontology annotation, molecular function: nucleic acid binding; nucleotide binding; ATP binding. NCBI's taxonomy places the organism in Eukaryota, Metazoa, Chordata, Amphibia, Anura, Pipidae. Bases 149 to 2128 code for a protein of 659 amino acids. The record is from RefSeq and is a predicted model, not a curated record.